AUGUCCGUGUUCAUGGAAGUGUUCAAUCACCUUGUUUUACCACCACAGCUUCCCGACAAACAGGACACCAACAUCGAAAGCAUUGGUGAUGCUAUCAUCGUCCGACUCAUUCAAGCUACAUCUACCCUGAGCCGACUUACUAGCCAAGAGCAGUCAUCUCCCUGGUAUGCGAUCCGUCAGUACCUUCGUCGCUGCCAACAUCUCCACGUAAAUGGUCGGCUCGAGAAGCAGACAAUGAUCUCCAAAUUUCUCAACUUCGAUCAGGAGCAACCACUUCUGCUACAUAUCGCAGAACAAAACGCGGCGCUUAUCGUUCGGUACAAUUGCGGUGCCCAAAUUAAAGCUGUUGUCUUUGAAGCUUUCGAACUAUCGCCCCCAUCCGCCGAAGUUCUGGCUAGUGAAGGUGCCCUUACCUGCGAUUUUCCGGAUUGCUCAGCUCAGAUACCCUUCCAUGAGUUUCGGAAACCGUCGUUUCAACAAGCACUUGCCGACUUCCUGGAAAAAGGCAGUAUAGAACCCCUGAGAUGCUUUCAGGUACUUGCGACAAAAGCGCAAACCCCGAUAGUCGAAUCGCGUGAUACGGGAAGUCCAGGCCUUGUAACGCACCUUCUCAUACCUUUGCUCGAGUCAAUUGGGUCCUCGAUAGACGAAAAUGCUCCUCGCUUAAGGAAACGGGUUCGUGAUGACGUGAACAUCGAAGCUACGGAAUUUCCGUGGCGCAGAUUGCCUCUCUGGAUGGCAUUACGCGUGGGGAUCCAGAGACAACUACAAAUCUCGCUGGGAAACGAGGGCGGGAGAGCUUGCUACAAGUUCUUGAUCGUCACUCUACUUGUUGGGCUUCUAAUUGAAUGUCCUGGAAGAUUGGCGCCUGAGCUGACGAUGAUCCUGCGGGCCAAAAUUUGUCGUCGUCUUGCAAAACUUGAGCAGGAAAAGGAUCAGUCAUUGGAAGUUUACAGCCAACUAUUCAACGCUACUACAUCCUUCUUCAAGAAGAGCAUCACCCAAGUGACACAGUUGGUCGAUUUAGCGUGGGAGAAGUUCAAGCGAGAGACAACACGACCUAUUCCUCGGCUACCCACACGUGUUGAUCCGCAAGCACAAUCUCUGUCUCUUCCCAACAGUGGAUCAUACCUUCAGAGUGUUAUGGAGUCACCUCGCUCACGGAAGAGAACAUCCCUAUCUUUGCAGCUUCCAUUGCUAAAUGGUACCGCGAUUGAACAAGUUGAGCAGUUUACAGAUGUGUAUCAUCGAUUGACUGAAUUGGAGAGCAAAGUCGAGAGUGGAGAAGAACCUCAAUCAACUGAAGACCUUACCCUCGAGUUGUUUUGCGAAAAGCUAGCAGACGCGAUACUUGGUCUCAUUGGCAGUGUUGGGGCAGCGUACGACUCCGAUCCUGAGCAAACUUCCAUCUUCAUUCUAAGUCUUUUUAGACUUUGGGUGAGGCUGGAUAAGUAUAUCAUAAAGAUUUUUCCUAUGAUUCUGGAGUACCAUCCAGUGUUUACCCCUGAACUUUUAGAUGUCUUGCAUCUACCGACAUCCGCCGGAAUGCGGCGACUUCGUGACAUCCAGAGUCAUAUUCACCGUAGAUGCGAGGGGUGUAAGUAUCGAAAAACUAUAUUUUCUGAGACCAAAAAGAGCUGCUUUGUGUCGAAAUAUGUUUCCACUUCUGAAUCCAUGCAAAAACUCCACCAAAAGAUAAAACAAGCAUCGGAGGUAUCACGCCAGGCGAAGACAUCCGAGCUGGAAAAGUGGUGGUCUGAUUUUGACAAACAUUCUGUGGGCAUCUCUGGAGGUACAUGUACCUGCACAUUCAAGCGCGAUGGGACGAAAGAUAUACGGGGAUGUACCAAAUGCUGGCAUUGGCGAGCUCGGAACCGCAUGAACAUCUAUGCGCACGAAGAUUUCCUUCCUAGCGAUACCAUUAAAUCAGCAGCAGUCAUCUUCGAGUUGGGUAUUCCAAGGUCUUUCGCUGCGUAUCGCAAUGCAACGUGGAAGAUUCUCAUGCUGGCAUACCCUCGCAAACCGCAAUCUGGAUCGCCCACAAUGCUCUUGAGAGACUACGACCCGCUCACAGCAUACGCAUCGGAAAAAUCCACUGGAAUUACUAUUGCAUCGAAAUCUAAAUCAUUCCGUGGCACGCAUUACAAAGUUGGUAAGAGAAAAAUGAGGGUAUCCGAAUCCGAUGUUCUUUACCCUAAUGGAUUAGAUUUUUCAUACUUCGAUAUGGAUUCUAAGACCUGGGUCAAGGAGUUCGACAAACCGUUCACCUUCCAACAUGUAUGUGGAGUACAUGUGCCCCUUUGGCUUCGCGCCUCCGCGAUACCAAGCUCCUUGCACCCUCCUACUGUAACAACUGGGCCAUCUUCAUAUGAAGUAGUCGUGUCGGAAACGCAAUGUCCAUCUAACGUGUCGGUACAUGAAUUCACGGCUUAUCAACGACUACUUUCAGGAAAGAGUUGUCGAUGGUUAAUAAUGUUGGUUGAGCUGGGCGCAUCAAAUGUGAACUUCAGCAACGAGAGUACAAUGCACAUGUUCAAUCAUCUUGCGACUCAAGCAGGACCAGCAACGCCUGACUAUGAUACGUUCGGCGAUAUCCAUGCGGUGUUCAGGGACAUGUCAUUUUGCGAUUCCCUAGCCGCACAAGUAGAAAAACGUCUCAGCGACAUCACAUCGAACUGGCGUGAGAUUCAUUGUAUGGACGUCAUGAUCACGUUAAGCCUGCGCCUUUAUGACUUGGCAGCUCCCAUGAUACGAGCAAAGGAGCUCUUAGUUCAGGCACGUCACAUUACCUUGGCUUGGAUUACACGUCUCCGGGCCGAUGUUAGGAAUGCAAAAGAGACAUUCAUCGCGGAAACAGCCGCUAAAUACGCUUUUUCGGCUGCAUUGCUCUGUCGUAGGACAUUCUCCAACCUUACAGAACCAGACACUGUGAUGUCAGAGGAUGAUUU
This is a messenger RNA of Bipolaris zeicola 26-R-13, 2948 nucleotides long. RefSeq lists its product as uncharacterized. The record is from RefSeq and is a predicted model, not a curated record. The annotation marks the transcript as partial. Lineage: Eukaryota; Fungi; Ascomycota; Dothideomycetes; Pleosporales; Pleosporaceae. The transcript has 2 exons.